UCUCUUUUCAGCUUUAUACUGAAAUAUCUUCUCCUUCAUCACAUACAGAUUAAAUUUCUACAUUUUUACAGAAUUCUUCAGAUACUUCCUUUUAGCCACAAAUGUAAGGAGUACCAAACCCAAGUGGAACUAUGUUAUCCCCACUAGCAAAAGCAUGCAGCUUACUCAGUUUUGGUCAAAUGGCAAAGACUCUGGAAAUCAGACACUUGAUUCUCACACUCAGGUGGAGUCCAACCGAUCCAGUUCCCUACAUAUAAAAUGAUUCCCUAAACAGUUCUUCAAUUCAACAUCUUAUGAAGACAGCAAAAAGAUGUGAAAUGGCACAACCCACAUUCUAAGAUGGAGUCUCCCUCUGUCGCCCAGGCUGGAGAGCAGUGGUGCAAUCUCGGUUCAUGGCAACCUCCACCCCUCAGGUUCAAGUGAUUCUCUGGCCUCAGCCUCCCAAGUAGCUGGGAUCACAGCGUUAAAUUUUAACCAGAAGAUUGGGAUAAAAGGCAACACAGUACCAUGCAAGCAUAGCCACUUUGACAACGUUUCUGAGCCGGGGGUGACCAUGACCUGCUGCGAAGGAUGGACAUCCUGCAAUGGAUUCAGCCUGCUGGUUCUACUGCUGUUAGGAGUAGUUCUCAAUGCGAUACCUCUAAUUGUCAGCUUAGUUGAGGAAGACCAGUUUUCUCAAAACCCCAUCUCUUGCUUUGAGUGGUGGUUCCCAGGAAUUAUAGGAGCAGGUCUGAUGGCCAUUCCAGCAACAACAAUGUCCUUGACAGCAAGAAAAAGAGCGUGCUGCAACAACAGAACUGGAAUGUUUCUUUCAUCACUUUUCAGUGUGAUCACAGUCAUUGGUGCUCUGUAUUGCAUGCUGAUAUCCAUCCAGGCUCUCUUAAAAGGUCCUCUCAUGUGUAAUUCUCCAGGCAACAGUAAUGCCAAUUGUGAAUUUUCAUUGAAAAACAUCAGUGACAUUCAUCCAGAAUCCUUCAACUUGCAGUGGUUUUUCAAUGACUCUUGUGCACCUCCUACUGGUUUCAAUAAACCCACCAGUAACGACACCAUGGCGAGUGGCUGGAGAGCAUCUGGUUUCCACUUCGAUUCUGAAGAAAACAAACAUAGGCUUAUCCACUUCUCAGUAUUUUUAGGUCUAUUGCUUGUUGGAAUUCUGGAGCUCCUGUUUGGGCUCAGUCAGAUAGUCAUCGGUUUCCUUGGCUGUCUGUGUGGAGUCUCUAAGCGAAGAAGUCAAAUUGUGUAGUUUAAUGGGAAUAAAAUGUAAGUAUCAGUAGUUUGAA
Molecule: messenger RNA, 1280 nt
Organism: Gorilla gorilla gorilla (western lowland gorilla)
Lineage: Eukaryota; Metazoa; Chordata; Mammalia; Primates; Hominidae
Gene: TM4SF20
Product: transmembrane 4 L six family member 20
Exons: 6
Coding region: 554-1243 (229 amino acids)
Cellular component (GO): membrane
Source: RefSeq, a predicted model, not a curated record